CCGUGGAGACACCCUGGGCCGGGGGCGCGCAGAGUCUCCGGCCAGAGGAGCCCUCGGGGGUCAGCCCCUCCUGGGGCCCUGGAACUUCCCCCUGGCAGAUCUUUUAGGAAAACAUCCGGAGCCAUCAAACAGAGAAUAGAUCCUCUGAACCCUGCAACUCUGCUGCGGCCCCAUUACCAGGCGCCCCUCCAUCGCAGGCUGCCCCUAGGUGCUUUGGCACUGAAUCUCAUCAGUGGAGUGUGCUGGAGAUUGCCCUGGCUGGAGAGGAGCGAUACUUUCAGCAGCGACAUGCCCACGGCACCCUUGAUCUGCAACAAGACUGUGAGCAGAGUGAGCUCUGUGCUCAACCGGGACGCCAAGCAGUUCGGGAAGAAGCACAUGUUCGACGGGAGUGAGGAGACGUGCUGGAACUCGGACCAGGGCUCCUCCCAGUGGGUGAUGCUGGAAUUUCCACAGCCUGUCAAGGUUUCCCAACUCCAGAUUCAGUUCCAGGGUGGAUUUGCGAGCCAGCUGUGUACACUGGAAGGUGGCAGGAAAGGUGAAGAACUUGUCAAGAUAUCAGACUUCUACCCUGAGGACAUCAAUGCCCUGCAGAGCUUCAGGACAGAAGAAACCAUGCUGGAUAAACUGAAAAUCACCUUUGAGAACAGCACGGAUUUCUUCGGGAGAAUCAUUGUGUAUCGCCUCAGUGUCCUCGGGGAAAAGCUCUAACCUGGGACAGAAAUGGCAGAACAGCAGCCCAUCACCCCCAGUGGGUUUGUUCCCCUGCUGUUUGAUCAGCUGGCACUCUGCCUUCCCACCCUGUCCAGUGGGGCCCAGUGACAUGAACUGGCAUGAAGUGGCAUAUUUGCCUUAGCAGACAGCACCUCUUACGAGAGAGAAGAGAUGCCAGACUUGUUCUGCAAUUGAAAUGUAGCCAUUUGGAAGUAAACCAGGAAACGCUCAGACAGAAAACAGCCGUGGGCAUUAACAGAACAAGGCUGGGAUCCUGGCCCCCUCCCCACCCAGCUAUGGCCUCACAGCAGGAUCUAAAGCCCCUGGAAGUGCACCGUGGCGUUCAUGGGCUGUCUGCACAGUGCAUGACAAUCCACACGCUGUAUUCUAGUGGCUCGUCACGCGGUGAAGCUCAUGUUUAAUGGCUGAAUAAAUGCGUCCUGCCUCCCGGACCACACUGGAUUUGGGCAAGCGAGUGGUUCUGUAGAGAUUAAACAAAUCACAUACUGAA
Molecule: messenger RNA, 1225 nt
Organism: Gopherus evgoodei (Goodes thornscrub tortoise)
Lineage: Eukaryota; Metazoa; Chordata; Testudines; Testudinidae
Gene: NR2C2AP
Product: nuclear receptor 2C2 associated protein
Exons: 6
Coding region: 289-711 (140 amino acids)
Source: RefSeq, a predicted model, not a curated record